This is a messenger RNA of Scylla paramamosain (green mud crab), 9161 nucleotides long. RefSeq lists its product as uncharacterized. The coding region runs from base 528 to 8234 and encodes 2568 amino acids. NCBI's taxonomy places the organism in Eukaryota, Metazoa, Arthropoda, Malacostraca, Decapoda, Portunidae. The record is from RefSeq and is a predicted model, not a curated record. The transcript has 5 exons.
AGCACCGCCGCUGUCCUCCAAAGUAUAACCACAUUACUAGUUCCUUAUAAGCUCCGUGUUUUGGUCCUUGUAGUCAGAACAGCCACCCUCGACGCGACUGUAAAAUCAUUCAUUGGCCAACAAAGGUGUGCAGUGUGUAUGCGGGAUACUGGACACGCUACUGCUCCAAUCCUUUCUUGCAAAAGAUCUUCCCCACCCCCUCUCCCUCAGCAAGCCUGCGGGUGUUUGGGUGAAGCCAAUAUGAGCGAAAUUUGUCCUUCUAAAAAGGGUCUAUGGGAUUUCAGAUGACAAAACCAAAGCUCAGCCCCCUUUUUCUUUAUUGAGUCAAUGAAGAAGAUGAAGAGUGAAUUACAUGAAGACACCUGAGACAAGGACAGUAAAUGUACAAGGUUAUUAAGAAGCAGCUUGAAAUCCAAGGAGAGAAGUUACAGUGGCCAAUUCCAGGAUCAAAAGAGAGAUUAUUUGCUGAGUGACCAGCACUUGCACCAUCAGAAGUUCUCAAGAAAAGCAAAUGAGAGGGGCCAAAAAUGUACCAAAAAAAGAAGUCAGCAAAAGAUGAAGGGAGAUCACACAAAAGAACAAGUCAGUCAAGGAGAAACAAAGUUAUAGAAAAGACAAUUCAUCAUCCAAACAAGAAAAAGAGAGCCACACAAUCUCACAGUGAGAAGCCUGUCAAGACACUCAGCAUCUGUUCUGCAAGGAAAAAGAACUCCCAUGAGGCUGAAGGUCUUAGUUUUACCCCACAUGAUGCCAAAAAGCAGGAAAAGUCUGACACACUGGAAACCUGUAAAGGCUGCAACACACCUCUAGUGUCUGAUAGCAGCCUAGAUUGUGAGCCACAGGCAACUUGCCUGGACAGAAACAUGGUGAACACUGGAGUCACAAAGAAUGAUUGUAUUAAGGAGGAAAAAACAAAAGUUGAAACAGGUACCAGAAAAUUGGAAGUAGAUAAUAAAGACAUUAAAGUAAAUUGUGAAAAACUGAAGCUGACUGGCAAGGAACCUAAAGUAAAGGAGGAAUUGGAACUAAAUAAUCAAAAUAUCUCUUCUGAGGAAGACCAGCCUAGAACUGCACUGCUAGAACACCUUCAAGGCACCUCACAAAGCAGAAGUAAAGCAGUACACUUUCACCAAGGACACAAAUUUGCAGAUAUUAAAAAAAAAGAAGAAUGUGACAACAUUAAACAUGAAAGCAGUCCAAAAUGUGUCCAUCAAGUUGGCCAGGAAGAUGUUGCCAAUACCAGUCAGACAGAAGAUAAAUGUAAGGCAUGUAAGAAUACCAUCAAAGAGGAGAGCAAACCCACUAAAGCAAAUGAUGGUGAGAAGAGAAAUGGCUCCAGGGAAAGCAAAAAUAUUAAAGACACAGAUUCAAGUCAAAUCCUAGAUAUUAAGGGUAACAAGAGGCCAUUGGAAGCAGUGGAGGAAUGUGCCAAGAAGAGGAGGAAGGAAUCAGCAGUAGGGCUUGGUAGUAGUGAACACAAGAACAAGGAAGAAAUAGACGAUGAUGAGAGCCUGGAAGAUGGAGAAAUAAAGGAAGACAGUAAAGUGGAAGAGAGUGAUGGUGAAGUUGAACCGCACAAAACAAAAGAAACAAAAACACCUAAAAGUAUUGGCAAAGAAUCUGCAUUAAGAGAGGUGAAGAGAUACAGCAAGGUGGUGGUGGUGGGGGAUGCUCGCAUGACCCUCCUUGCCACUAGUGACAUCAAGGAGCAGCUGCAUGAGGUCACACAGGUCAUUGUGGUCCCAAACCUCACCUUGAGUGGCAUCUUGGAGGUGGUGCAGAGAGAGGUGGUGAAGGAAGUGUGUCCUCGAGGCAUCCUUCUGUUGUGCCUAGCAGGGGUGCUUGGCACUCUGGUAGAGUGCCAGGUGCCAAAGGAGUGCAGGACUGCAGGACACUCAGACAUGCAUGAGAUGGUUCCUGCCACAAAGGGCAACUUCCUGGACCCUGAGUUCCCUAAGCAACUGGCCAGCCUGAAGAGAAAGCUUCAAGACACACUGGGAAGGGGCUCUAGUGUGCUGUUCUUUCCUGUCCUGCCAGUUGACAUGACCAACUUUAAUGAAAUAGCAGCAAAGCAUCACUUUGAUGCCACUGGACAUAAACUUGAGCACCUCUCUCAAUCUGGCAGCCUCCACUAUCAGCUGCUACAACAGUAUAAGAAAGCUGUCGAAGAGGUCAACGGUUCAUCUGUCACAUACAGACUUGUGCGUUUUGAGUUUGGUUCCAGAGGAUUUUGUAGGAAGUUUACUGAUGAGCUUCUUCAGGAUGGAUUCAGCCCCACACUAGACCUGGUGGAAAGGUACAUUGUUCCACAGCUGCAGCAUGUCAUCAACAUGUCCAACUCCCUCAGGUUCCAGCAGGUGGCAUUGGUGGGAAAUGCAUGUCUGGCUCAGGUGGUCAAGAUGCAACAGCAGAAGGGUGUGGAGCCAUGCUCUUUCAUCCUUCAGGAGGAGCCAGGGCUUAGAAGCCUCACCCCUGACAGCCCUGCAGUAAAGUGGCUCUCAGGGAUGUGCAAUGCUUUGAUCUUCCUCUCUGUCACCCUCAAGGACCUUGUCACCCUUAAAGGAGAAUCUGAUAGAGAGAAGACACACUGCUUCCUCCCUCAUGAUCCUUCUAAGGCAUUUGACAACUUCUUGCAGGAGGCACUGAGGGUGGACCAGAUGCUGUGCUCACUAACACACCACUGUACUAUCAUCACCACCCCUGUGAUACCAUUGAUUCACCAGAUCCUCAUGAAGGACAUGGCAAGGAAGACAUUCUGUGACAAGUGUACUAAGACAGCAAAAUUAGUGACUGUUGCAAUUGAACAGGUCAGUAAGAUGUUGAACCAAAAGAAUGGUCUGCCGGUGUGGAACCUUAACUAUGCACUACAGAAGAACAAAGAUGUCCACAGCAGCUCUCACCAGAGCUCCAGCCUCAAUUCCAAGGUGGUACAGAAGGCAGCAAGCACUUGGGAGUGCUUCCUCAACUGCUCUCAGGCAUGUAUUAGAGUAAUGCCAAAGGUCACCAUUACCUCUGUCCUCCAGGACCACAAAUUGCUAUCAUCCCUGCUACCUAAUGCCAGAGAGAUCUCUAGGACCCACUGUAAUAAAAAGGAAACCCAGAGUAGUCACAGCAGACACAGGACACAGACCCAAAGUAAUCACAGCAGAAAUGAGCAGACUCACAACAGAAGCUCCAGAGAGAGGAAACAGACUCACAACAGCAGUAGUAGAAACAAGGAGCAUAUUCAUAAUGGCAGCAGCAUAGACAGGGCACAGACUCAGAGAAGCUGCAGCAUAGAUAGGAAGCAAAAGAGUGCUUCAGCCUGUUCUGCUUUGAGCAACAGCACUUCCUGUAUCUUUUCUCCAGUCCAGGAGGAGCACAUCAUCUAUGAUGUUAAUAACCACUCCUCUAAGUGUGUCAGUGACCAAUACUACACGUACAUGGAGAGCAGUCCACCAUCAUCUCCAGACUUAUCCAGCCACAAUAAUUUCAUGUACUCAUCCCAUGUUGGGCCUUCACAAACAAGAAAAGAGGAACAGAACAUUGGGUCUCUGAGCCUGACACUUACUGAACCUCAGGAGAACACUGAACCCCUGAACCUGAUUUCUUCUGAACUUCAGAAGCAUUUCAUUACAGAUCUGACUUCACUUAGCAGCCAUGAGAGGCCAGCAGUUAGGGGUAUCAAAGACAAUUCAUCAAGCCCUCAAGAACUUUGCCAUGCACAACAAGUUAUGCCAUCAAUUUCCUCUUGCCAGAAGGAAAGCUACCCACACUCUGAGAGCAUGGAGAUAGAGUUCUCCAGUUGCACACACUCCAAUUCUGAUUCAUGUGGUGACCAAGACAGAAGCAGGGAAAGAAAUAGGAAGAGCAUAAAAGAAAACAUUAAGCCUAGAAACCAAAGUACAAGAAAAAGUGGUGAUGGGAGUAACAUCAAGAGUAGAGGCAGGAGUUUUAGUCUAAAGGAGAGACCAUAUGGAAGGAAUCCUAGAAUUGCCUCCUCUGCCAAGCUGUGUCUCAGUCCUAAGAGGAAACCUACAUACAGACAGUCCCUCAGCAGGUCUUUAUCACCACUCUGGUGCAGAUAUGAAUCAUUUUCAGAGGACAAAAAAUACAUUUCUGGAGAUAGGAGAUUCACAUCAAGAGAUAUAAGAUCUGCAUCCAGAAGUAGGAGGUCUGUUUCUAGAAACAAAAGAUCCAUUUCCACAGGCAGGAGGUCCAACUCCAAAGGAAGAAGAUCCAUUUCCAGAAACAGAUCAGUAUCCAGAGGCAGAUCUAUGUCUUGGGAAAGAUCCAUCUCAUGGGACAAAAUCUGUAUUCCCAGAAGGAGAAGCUCUAUCUUGAGGGGUAGGAGAUCCUUACCCAGAAGUAAGAGAUUCAUCUCUAAGAGUAAAAGAUCUAUUUCCAGAAGUAGGUUAGCUGUCUUGAGGAGCGAAAGAUCCUUUUCCAGAAGCAGAUCUAUUUCCAGAAGUGAGAGAUCCAUCUCAAGGGAGAAAAGAUCCAGUUCCAAAAGUAAAAGAUCUGUUUCUAAGGAUUGGAGAUCCAUUUCCAGAAGAUUAAUUCAUAAGAGUAAAAGAUCCAUUUCCAGAAGUAGAUAUAUUUCAAGAGGCAAAAAAAUUAGUUCCAGAAGCAGAUCUAUUUCCAGAAGUGGGACAUCUAUCUCAAGAGACAAAAGAUCCAGCUCCAGAAGUAGAAAGUCUACUUCCAGAGAUGGACCAUAUCUCUCAGGGGACAGAAUGUCAAUUCUCAGAAGCAGAAAAUCCUUUUCAGUGAAAAGAAGAUCAAUUCCUAGAGGAAAAAUGUCUUUUUCUAAAAGCAGAAAAUCCACUUCCAGAGGGAGAAGGUCCUUAUCUUCAAAUGAGUCUGUCUCAAGAUUUAUUGAAAAGCGCAAGAGAUCUCUUUCCAGCAGUAGGUCUGUUUCCAAGGACAAGACUUCUAGAAGAUACAUUUCUAGAAACAGAAGAUCUAUAUCAAGGAGCAGGAGAUGCAUUUCCAAAAAUAAGAGGUCUUUGUCAAGGAGUAGAUCCUUUUCCAGAGGCAGGCAAUCUAUUUCAAGGGAAAGAAUACCUAUCUCCAGAAACAGAAGAUCUAUAUCUAGGAGCAGCAGAUCCAUCUCAAGAGGCAAGAAGUCUGUGUUGAGAGACAGGAGAAACAGAAGCAACAUCUUAGUGGUGCAUAAUUCAGUCAGAUUGGCUGGCCACAUGCAAUCAGCAAAGCAGGAGAAUACAAGCAAAAAAAGAGUGAAGGAAGCCUUGGGAACCCUAUGGUCCAUCCAUGAGAAGGAAUGUGAGAUGUACCGUUCCAACCCCAGCAUCCACCCAGACAUUGGUGUAGAAUAUCGUCUUUUUUGUGACAAGAAGACCCAGAGCAUCCUAGCCCUGGGAGGAGACCCAACAUUGUACAACAUGGCACAUGACUGGCAUUCAUUCUGGAAGAAACGCAUAGAAGAGAUCUUUAUUGAGUCAUGGAGAUUAAAGAGGAAGCAAUGUCUUGCAUUGUUGGAUGCCAACCAGAAGCCACCUUCCCCUCAGCCAUCCUCCAGGACCCAUCACUCUUACUCCAUCUCCUCCUCCUCUUCCUGUUCCUCUUCCUUUUCCUCCUUCUCUACCUCUUCUUCUUCAUCUUUCUUUUCUUCUAGUUCUAGCUCAAGCUCAGGUGUUCAGCAGAGGAAAACAUCAAAGAAGACAUGGAAAAACAGAUUUUCACAGGGUAGUAAGAGGAUGAGAAAGAAGCAUGAGACAAAAACACUAUUCACUGAAACCAAUCCAAGAGGCAAAAAAGUAAGAACUUCAAGUGUGAGUCACAGAUAUGAGGAGAGGCACCCAUCAGACUAUUCAGGAAGCACUUUGCCUGGGAGUGAAAGCUCUGAGGAGGAUUGGGAAGUGAAGGACUGUCUUAUAAGAAAAGUGGCAGACAUAUCGAGAGAAACAAAGAAAAAGAAACAGGUAAAGAAACUCGUUGACAGACUGCCCUACAGUUCUCCAUGUGUGAUACAACCUAGGAACAAAGGACAAAACCAGAACAUAGGAAAGAGUUGCAAAAAAACAAAUAGGAACCCACCUAGCCCUCCACAAAUAUCAAGAAUGGACCAGCAAGAGUUGUAUGACAAAAACAAACAGUGGCUUAUUGAGAGACUCCUCAACAGUUUUCCAUGCCAGACCACAGAGAAAAGUUGCAAAAAAAUUAAUAGAAACCCACUGAACCCUCCACAAAUAUCAGGAAUGAACCAGCAAAGGUUGGAUGAUAAGCACAAAGAAAGGGUCACUGAGACAUUGUCUAAUAGUUCUCCAUGUGCAGUACAACUUAGCAGGGAAGGACUGAGCCAAAGCACUAAAAAGAGUUGCAAGAAAAUAAAUAGGGAACCACCUAGCCCACCACACAUAUCAAGAAUGAGCCAACAAGAGUUGUAUGACAAACACAAGCAGUGGUGUCUUCCCAGUCCACCAAACCAGUCAACCAUUCAUGGUGAGUCUCAGCAGUAUACUUUUAAGCACAACAUCAUAGACCAUAUUUCCAUAGACAAACAAUCUCCCACUUCUACCAUCACAACAGAAGAGGCUAAGUUGGAGCAGCCAGGACAGCAAAGAGUGAAAUCUCACAUUUCAGUACUGGAUCAUUGGCUCCAUCUGUCCAGCCAAGAAUGUAUCACUGUGAGUAGUGGGAGGCCAGAGAUAGCAAUAAGUGAAGCCCAAGAAAAGCAGGAUUCACAUAAACACUCGGACCCAAAUAUGGUAAAAGAGAACAGGAAGAAAACUUUCACUGACCUGCCAAAUUGGUACAAUGAGUCCUCAGGAUGUCAGAAAAAAAAUGCCUUAUUUACCAGUAGCCAGGGGGACCCAUCAUACCGGAGUACUCUUAAAUUGAACACCAUGCUGCCAAUAAGCCAAAUGACCAAUAAUGCUGCUUCCAGCCAAGCCAAGGAAUUCUACAUUCACUACAAUGGGAAUUACACAGAGAGUGAACCAGGGGAAAGCCAUACUACCCUUACUGAGGACCAGAACAGCUCUGAGACCAUUACACAUAUCUUCAAGAACUUUCCAGCAAACACACACACUAAACCCAGCACUGUUGAGAGCACUACACAAGAUCAUGAGGAUAAGAUGUCCUCCACUACAGCCUCAAAUGAAAGCAUCAAAAUAGAUGUGAUAGAUGUACUGAAGGUCUUAUUACUCCUUGAAGAUCAGAUAGGUGCUAUUUGUGCCCCACUUAAGCAAAUUCUUGUGGUAGCAAAGGAUCUUCAGUCAAGUGGCACAAACCCAUUGAUCAUCUUGAAUGACAAAGAUAAUAAAAUGCUACUACAAAUAAUACAGGAAAAGCUGCAGAGUCUUCUGAGGGAAAGUAAACUAAGUAUUAUCAAGAAGGUCAUUAUGGAGGAAGCAAAGCAGCAGCUAGCAAUGUUGUUAGAGCAUCAAGAGCCACAUAAGCUUUUUAGUGGCCUUAAUGUAACACAGUUGGCAUCCCAUUGCCUCAACAUGGAUGUCAUUGCCACCCUGACCUACAUCUGUGAAGUGCUCCAGACUCAGGGUCGCACACAUGUACCACAGGAACAGCUGGUAAAUCUGUACAAGUCUGUUGAGGCAGAAAAGCUCACCUUAAGAGGAAGCUGCUGCAACAACAGGACAAGCACUGCCACUAACUGGACAGAGUCCUCGUGCCUGCAACUUUUAGGAGAUAGUAUGAAUCCUGAUUCAUCUGUAUUGAAAGUUGCUUUUGUAGGGCAUGAAGAAAUACCAACACACUUUGCAUUAGAUGGCUGUGAAGUAAAGAUUUAUAGAGCACCAGGAGGUACAGCUAGAAAUUUUUUAAGUGAUCCAAGAAUGAACAAGAUUCUUCAGUGGACUCAUGAUUUAACUAUUUUAUUUUUAGGCAGUAAUGAUAUCCAUCAAGGCUGUGAAGCAGUCUUUAUUGCAGACAAGAUUACACAAGUAGCAGAUUUGAUCACACAGACUUGUAACUCAAAAAUAGCCAUCACACUAAUUGAACCUUGGAAAAAUCAUAAUAGUAAAUGGGUCUCAGAGGAGUUCUACUAUAUGGUUUCCAAAGCUAUAAAUGAAAAAUUGGAAACAAAUAUGAAAGAACAGUUUUUCAUAAAUCUGUCAACAAAACUGUACAGUGCUGACAUGCAAAAAUAUGGAAAACAUUGGAAUGAUGAAUGGAGAACUUUUAAGGAGCAUGAAUUUCAGGACAUUAUUCUUAAAUUCAAACAAUUACAUGAGGUAAUUCGGUCUGUAAUUGGAUCUGGAGAAAAAUCAUGAGGUUUUAUUGAAGUUGACAAAGGACUUGAUUAGUUUCCACACCUAGAAACAAAGUUCAGUGGUUUGUGUAUCUUGAUAAGUUAUAUUGACACAAGCCAAUGCUUGUGUAGUGAAGCAUGGUGUGUACAAUAUCCCAGAAUCAAUCCUCCAGCAAGAGAAAGAGAUAUUGAGAUACUCUCUGGAGUCCAUAGGAAGCAAUGGUGAUGAUGAAAACAUAAAAAAAAUUAACUACUCAGGGAUCUUCCCAUCUAGCCAGAAUUCCACCAUCUGGAAUUGCUUUUUGAAGUGCACUAACACCUGUUGCAUCCAAAGGAUUGUGCCAGCAUCUCCAGUACCCUCUUCUUUAAUAACUGCUUUGGCACCAACAGGGAAGCAUCAUCCACAGAGUUUUCCUGGUGCCUUCAGCCUAAAUGAUGAGUACAAAUCAGGAGUGAUCCAUGAGAAUAAAAAGGUUUUCUAGAUACACUGACUGGUGGAUGGAAUGGACAAAAAUUAGGAAGAUUUUGUCAUGUAGUCUUUCAUAGUUUAAGGUGAUCAUUAUAUAUUAAAUUAAUGCAAUUACAGUGGACAAGGAGGGAUUAGAACAGGUUAGGGAUGGGCACCUGUACACUCAGAAAGGAAAGUUGGGAAGAUGUUAUUCCCAGAGAAAUUAAGUACAAGUUAUAAUUUUAGUUUACUAACUUUUGUGUGAAGUUCAUAUACAUGCAUGCAAUACUCAUGUUGAGUAAGAAAAAAAAAAGUAUUAUUUUAUGUAUGUUGAUGAAAUAGAGAAAAUGUCUUGGAAUUAUACAUGAAAGUGAAAAGAUAAUAUUCUUAUACAAAUCUGUAAAACCAAUAAAGAUUAUAUUAAAUCUGAAGAAAAUUUAGGCAUUUCCAUGCUGUUUUAUAAAGGACAUGUGAUCUUAAGUAAUUACAAAUGUAAUUUUU